CUCUUUAUGUUUGCUUUUAGAACCAGAGUUUGUUCUGUUUUAAAAACCAUGGGUGUACGGAACAUGGGGGGCUGGGAGGGAGCCCCCCAAGAAAGUUUGAAGAUUGAAAAGUUGGCAACUUUCAAAAAUACGGUGGAACUUUCAUUAAUCUUGAUAUCAAAGAUUACAUUCGAUAAAAACAAAGAGCAAGUUGUCGGUGUUUAUAAAUUCCGUGUCGGCAGCCAUCAAAUAAAGCCAUUUUCUCUGUACGUGUUCAUCUCCAAAGCUGCAUUACGCAAAAAGAGUUUGCAAUUUGAAGGUAUUUUGAGAAAGCGGAGAGGGAAAUCGUCGCAGAAAAAACAAGUGAUUGCUGUUAUGGAUAAGACACAAGUCUUUCUCUUGCUCGUCAAUUUGAUAAAAUUUUGCGCUUCUUACCAUCUUGGCUUUUUUGUACCUAUCUUCGAGGAAGCCGACUUCCUUGGUACGAGAGAGGAAUUCGCCGGACAAAGCUUUGCGCAUGCGCUAACGAUUGCUAUUGAUGACGUCAAUACCAACUCCACUAUCCUACCAGGUCAUAACCUAACCUACAGUUGGACAAAUAGCAAGGAUAAUUUGAAUGCGCUAAGAGCCAUGCACGAAAGGUACAUUUCCCCUGCCAAGAAUCCUGUUGACGUGUUCAUUGGGCCCGCGCACAAGUGUGCAGCGCCCGCUCGUGUUGCAGAAGCAUUUCAUGUUCCAAUGAUAUCUUAUUUUUGCUCCGAAUCUGCUCAUUUCACGAAGCAAGAUUACCCACUAUUCGUUCAAACAUAUCAAAACGUUAAUUCGCAAGCGUACACCACGCUGUUGGAUCUUCUGAAAACCAUGCGUUGGUCGAGAAUUGGUGUUAUCAGUGAAGAAGGCGACACCUACUGGGAAAAUUUAGCUGGUCUUAUUUCGAGGAAUAUUGACAUCAAUGUUGUUCGCUGGGAAAGGGUUCCAAAAGAAGGGAAAUUCGACAAAUUCGGCAUGAGAAUGAAUUUUGAAAAUUUAUAUAAAGAAAGAAAUAAUUCUCUGGCUCGGGUUCGUCGUGCUCUCCUCGAUAUGACGAAGGAAAUGCGUAUAAAAAUAUUUGUUCUGCUGACCUCCUUUCCCGUUGUCAUCGAAAUUAUGUCUCAGGUGGACAUCUUGGGGCUCAAUGAUCUUUCCCAGCCACGUAGGGCAUUCAUUGCGUUCCAGUUGGACCAAAAAAAGCGUCGUUCUGACUAUUUUGGAGAGACUCAGAUGUUUUAUGCACCCCUUGCGGAACCCGUUAAGGAAGUGCAGUUCCAUGCUACAAAAGCAGCGAGGUCACUGCUUGUUAUUUCGGCUGGUGUCCCACAAUCUCGUCUGAGGUACGAGCACUUUCGACAGGAAUUAAUUCGUAGAACGGAACACGAACCCCCUUUUAAAGACGAAUCUAUCUAUGACUUUAACACGGGGCAAGUGGAGAUUGGUGGGAUCGCGUGUGAUCUUUAUGAUGCUGUCUAUCAAUAUGCACUUGCUUUGGAUCGUCUUCACAAGAAAAACGCUACCAUUACUAGCGAGAGUGUCCUUGAGGAAUUUCGAAGUCACUCAUAUACAGGUAUUUGUGGUUAUACGGCCAUAUUCUCAAAGAAUGGUUUAUUGAAGGUGCAUCUAAGUUUGUUACAUGUUCAAGACGAUGUGACAAGGGAGAGUUUCGAAAAUGUGACAGCAAAGACUGCUGGGAAAUUCACCUACUUGGAAAACGACAAUAUUUCUUUGACUCUUUAUAACGACCAGCAACCCAUUAAGUGGCCAUGGGGAUUGAAGACACCGACCGAUAAAUUAACCUGUGAAGACGACAAUCAUGCGUGCCCGCAGGAGGGCUUAAAAAUUCAGUACAUCAUACCGACUGGAAUCUCCGCCGUUUUUAUCGUAAUAUUCAUUGUUCUGAUGCUUCUGUUCUUCAGACAAUGGAAACGUGAACGUUUACUUAAACGUUCUGUAUGGCAAAUUGACAUCAACGAAGUUCUCUUCGAUAGAAAAGUUUCUACGGAUUCCAAGUGUUCCAAUGACAGUGGGAUCCGUGCAUCUAUGUUAGAUUUAGAAGCUUCAACAUUGCUGGACUUCCCGGAAUCCAAGGAUCUUUUUUCGAACCCGAGUGCCAUUAAAGAAGACGAAAUUUGUGAUUUCAUUUCAAUGAAAUCUUUCUCUGCCAUGAGGAGUGUUUCAGGGACUUACAUGGCUGAUCGGGUAUUUGUGAAAAUCCUGCCAAAAAAUGUGGACAUUACGAAGCCUAUGCAAAAGGAGCUACGCAUGUUACGGCACAUCCACCACGAAAAUUUGAAUCCAUUCAUCGGUUUGGGCUGCGAGAGCAAUUAUUUAUGGAUUGUGAUGCAACUUGGUUCGAAAGGAACACUGGAGGAAGUUUUGGCCAAUUCAGAUAUCACUUUAGAUCAUCGCUUCGUGCUUUCUUUAGUCUAUGAUAUCGCAAAGGGAAUGAGCUUCCUUCACAACAGUGAAAUAAAAUCUCAUGGGAAUUUGAAGUCAAGCAAUUGUAUCAUCGAUAACAGAUGGGUGCUAAAAAUCACCGAUUAUGGUAUUCCUACCAUUCGCUCUCGUCAAUUGCGAUAUAUGGGACCUAAUAACGAGGAGAAGAAGUUUAGAGAGCUUCUGUGGAAGGCUCCCGAGUUGCUACGCGACACUGAUCCGCCGCUCUUUGGAACGCGAAAAGGAGACGUUUACAGUUUUGCAAUAAUCUUGGAAGAACUACACACGUUGAAACCACCUUACUCGAACAGUGGUAUACCUGCUAGAGAUAUUGUCGAGCGUGUCGUUGAUGGAGAGGUUCCUCCUUAUCGACCUGUGGUUGCGCAACCCAUCGAGAAUGCUCAGCGGUUAUUGCCACUUAUGAAAGAGUGUUGGCGCGAAAAUCCUGAUAAACGGCCUGCGUUUAAUGAAAUUAAAUAUGACGUGGAGAGCGCCAUGAAUAGAUGCGGAUUAAAAACAGACAUUUGUGAUAACAUGAUAACGUUGUUGGAAAAUUACUCCAACGAUCUUGAAAACGUCGUAUCACAGAGAACGAGACAACUGCGGGAUGAAAAACAUAAAACAGACGCUUUGUUAGAUAGGAUGUUACCAAGAUCUGUUGCGGAGCAACUGAAGAAAGGCAACAUGGUUCAAGCAGAAAGCUUUGAAAGCGUGACGAUAUACUUCAGUGACAUUGUACAAUUCACCGCUCUUUGUGCUGAAAGUACACCAAUGGAGGUCGUCGACAUGUUAAAUGAUCUAUAUCUAUUGUUUGAUGAUAUAAUUACUGAUUAUAGUGUAUAUAAGGUUGAAACGAUAGGCGAUGCGUACAUGGUCGUUUCAGGAUUGCCGAGGACAAAUGGGAAAUUACACGCCUCAGAGAUAUCUUGCAUGGCUCUGGAAAUUCUCGACAGUGUGAAGAAGUUUAAAGUCGGUCAUAAGCCUAAGCACGAACUUCAGAUAAGAAUUGGAAUCCAUUCGGGUCCGGUCGUUGCCGGUGUUGUUGGCAUGACAAUGCCGCGUUAUUGUCUUUUUGGCGACACGGUGAACACUGCUUCAAGAAUGGAGUCGAAUGGAAAAGAGCUUCAGAUUCAUGUCAGUGGCUCGACAAAAGAAAUAUUGGAUGAGUUAGGAGGAUUUCAUUUAGUCAAACGUGAAGAGGAAGUUUAUCUUAAGGGUAAAGGUCAAUGUACCACAUACUGGCUACGUGGUGCAUCCUCUGACGUCCCUCGUUGUCCUAGAAAACUUAGCGAGAAAGCAAUGAAACCUCUUUUUCAAAAUGUCAACAGUAGGAAAUUCUCACAACCGUACAGAACACGCAAAAAGACACAGAUUUCGUUCCCGCGUGCUUCUGUCGCGUGAUGAUGUCAUCGUUCUUUUCAAAUGACGUAAUCAAUCCGUAUGUUUGAUUUAGCAACGCUUGUGUUUUGCGCAACAAUGACUUCUGGUUUGAUAACAAAAUCACAUCAUUUUGUACAACAGAAUAAGGACAUGUUGCCAUUUUGUAUAAACUGCAUCAGUUUGCCUCCUGCUCGCAGGCACCGCGAUAAGAACACCUUUAUGUGGGGCGGGCGAAUGACGCAAUGAUUUUAUGAACGUACAUAAAUUGAAAAUUGUAAAUAUAACUUUUAAAUUUACGAAUAAGGUUUGGGGAAAUUUUGGUUUUUUACUAAAAAUAUCAAUGUCGAUUGGGUAUAGUAGCAGCUAACACUGCUUUUUAUGGAUUGUAAAUUAGAAAUGUUAUUAAUACUUAAUCUAAACUUAGCAAUCAAAAAUAUAUGAAACGUUAAUUCAAAAA
Molecule: messenger RNA, 4285 nt
Organism: Xenia sp. Carnegie-2017
Lineage: Eukaryota; Metazoa; Cnidaria; Anthozoa; Malacalcyonacea; Xeniidae
Product: speract receptor-like
Exons: 27
Coding region: 7-3849 (1280 amino acids)
Biological process (GO): cGMP biosynthetic process; receptor guanylyl cyclase signaling pathway; protein phosphorylation
Molecular function (GO): ATP binding; peptide receptor activity; guanylate cyclase activity
Source: RefSeq, a predicted model, not a curated record